AUAUACGUGCAUUAUUCAAAAUAUAUGUAAUAUUUGGAUAAUAAGAUAAACGGUAAUGAUCAUAUCAAGAAAAAAAAUUUUGUUAAGGAUUCUCGAGCAUUUACGUAAAAAUUAUAUAAAUUGUAUAAAAAAUUGAGAAAAGUAUUAACCACUAAUCAAAAAUGUUAUCCCGUAAAUCUCUGGACUAUGGUCGCUAGUAUCGAUCGUGCGAACUGGUGAGAACACGUCACACACAAUGGACGCUACGGUUUGUAUCUUGGUGAGCACGUAACUGUUUAUCGUGUAUUGCAUCACAAGAAAGCAAGUUAUGGUGUGCAUCCUGUGUCAAAUAAAUGAAAACCGUUAAAUGCGCUUGAAUCGAUGAGCAUUCUUUGGUGAGGUGCGAAUUGUGUUAGUGAAGAAAAACGAGUGUCACGUAAGUGUGUACGAGCCACUGAAGGUCUUGUAAAACAUCAAGGACUUAUCUUCGCAAAACAUGAACUUUUCUAAGAUUGAUGAGGAUAUAUAAUCAUUUUACAUAUCCGUAGUGGUGCCAGGACAUAGCUAAAACCUGUUUUAAUGAUGAACUUUUGUAGGCAUAGCGUUCGCGCUUUAAAAGACUAUAUAUUGAAACUUUUUCAAAAAACGAGUAUAUUAUGUGUUAUGAAAUAUACAAGAAUGUUAAGGACUGUUUAUAUUAUUCGGUAAAAGUAGGGCUAAGCAUUUCAGUUGAAAAGAUAAAUUUAAUUACACAAAUUUUUACAACCGUUAUUUUUAUGUUAUAUACGGACGAUUUAUGAUAAUAAUCGUGAAACGUCAGUUAAAACAAUAUUUUAUUAUUAUAAAUUUUAACAAAAGCUAAACCAUAGCGCGAAACAAUUUUGUUUGUGCAUAGUUGGAACAAGAACACUUGUGAUAAUGGUAGAUGUAAAUUGGAAACUGCUAUGGAUUAUACACGUUCUAAUUAAAGUAUACGAAGACAAUUUUAGUAUCAAGAGUUAUAAACCAAUGCAAGUUUUUGGCCAAUGGAUUUCUUGAAUAUAAUAAAACAUUAUAAAAACUACAUCUUUUACCACAGUGACUUUAAAUUGGAUAUUAUGUGCAAUCUUCUGAAUCUUCUUAUACUAAAAACAUUACUGAGUUGUUUGCUACCGUGUAAUUAUCGUAAGAUAAAAUAUUUAAAGGUGCCUGCACAACACUGGUCUUACACCUCCUGUAUACCUAAAAAGAUAGAGCCUGGAUGAAGGAAUCAAUAAAGAACUGAUUUUCAAGACUGUAUAAUAUUAAUUAAGAUAAACUGGAUCGAAGAGGAAGCAUGGACAGCAACGCAGAUGCAGAUAAUUUAAAUCUCAGUUGUGGAGAAAAUGAUAUAGUGGAUGAGUUAAAAAUUGGAGCUGAUGAAACAUAUGAUACACGCAGUGAAGUAUCGUCUAGCAGCUCGAAUUCAGAUUCUAGUCAACCAAGUAUAAGUUCCAUUUCUACAAAAUCAUCGCGUGGGGAUAACAAGCGGAAUCGCAAAAAUAAAGGAAAACGUGCUAGAUCAAGAGAAUCUAAAUCUUCCAGUCCAGAAACUAAACGUGCAAGAUCUAAGGACAGCAAAGGACCAGUCAAGAGUUAUGAUUAUGCAACGAAAUUGAAUUACUUAUUUAGAGAUGCAAGAUUUUUCAUCAUCAAAUCCAACAAUGCUGAGAACGUGACCCUUUCCAAGGCCAAAGGAGUAUGGAGCACACUUCCUCAAAAUGAAGCUAAUUUAAACCAAGCAUAUAGAGAAUCUAGGAAUGUAUUGCUUGUUUUUUCUGUAAAAGAAUCAGGAAAAUUUGCUGGUUUUGCAAGACUCAGCACUGAAUCUAGAAGAGAUGGAGCACCUAUUUCAUGGGUUUUACCUCCUGGCUUAUCUGCAAAAGCAUUGGGUGGUGUAUUCAAAGUAGAUUGGAUAUGUAGAAAAGAAUUACCAUUUACAGCAACAUUGCAUUUGUAUAAUCCUUGGAAUGAUGGCAAGCAAGUUAAAAUUGGUCGUGACGGUCAAGAGAUUGAGCCUCGCGUUGCAGAAGAAUUGUGCAGAUUAUUUCCUGAAGAUGAAGGGAUAGAAAUGACCCCAAUCUUAAGAAAGUCUAAAGAGGCAGCUAAACAUAUUAUUAAAUCUACACGUUCAUAUAGAGAUAGUAGACCUAUUAGUAAUAAUAGUAGGUUUUUACGUACUCGAGGCAGAGGACGUAGACUUUUCCUGACAUCAAGAUCACGAUUAGCUUCUUUAGCUAGAGGAUCGCAUUUGUCCAGUGGAGAACAUAGAGGUUCAAGGGAUCAUCAUCAUCAUCGAUAUACCAGUUGGUUUAAUAGAGGAGAUUCGCCUUAUUCAAAAGGAUAUGGUAACACUGGUUUGGGCGUAGCUGCUGCUGCUGAAGCUUAUGUUGCAGAUUAUAUGCGUACUAUGCAGCAUCAAUUACCUCCAUUACCACCUUACGCUGCACCACAUCCAUAUGAUUCUUUACCUCCACCACCACCACCCCCAAGAUAUUAUGAUGGCUUGCCACUACCACCCGACUAUACCGCAGCUGCUUCGGCGCUUGAAAAACGCAGUUAUGAACGAAGUGUAGAUGAGUUUUUAUGGAGAACAGCAAGUCGUCAUAACCGGCAUAGUGACCAUCGAUCAUCUCGUGAUCACCACCAUAGAUACAGAGAUCGCAGAUAAAUCACAUUUUAAAUAUUUUAUUAAGUAUACACAUACAUAUUAAUUUGUCGAUUUAUACGCAAUUUAACUAUCAAUUAUCCUUACGAACGAGCAAUAGUAUGCAUUGAUUUUAUAAAAAAGAUUUGUCUAGGCAUAGAGACUUAUUUAAGUCUGCUAUUAUAUAAACUUAGAUAUUAUAUAAGCAUUUUUUUAUUACUUUUAUACUACUACGUUUUAGUUCCUUCUUUUUAUGGCAAAAAAAAAAAUAUGUAACUGAGUGUUAACUUCGUAACAUU
Vespula pensylvanica (western yellowjacket) is the source of this 2943-nucleotide messenger RNA. RefSeq names its product YTH domain-containing protein 1 (gene Ythdc1). Gene Ontology annotation, molecular function: N6-methyladenosine-containing RNA reader activity; mRNA binding. Gene Ontology annotation, cellular component: nucleoplasm. Gene Ontology annotation, biological process: mRNA splicing, via spliceosome; regulation of alternative mRNA splicing, via spliceosome. Lineage: Eukaryota; Metazoa; Arthropoda; Insecta; Hymenoptera; Vespidae. The record is from RefSeq and is a predicted model, not a curated record. The coding region runs from base 1295 to 2668 and encodes 457 amino acids. The transcript has 6 exons.